Molecule: messenger RNA, 12499 nt
Organism: Lethenteron reissneri (Far Eastern brook lamprey)
Lineage: Eukaryota; Metazoa; Chordata; Hyperoartia; Petromyzontiformes; Petromyzontidae
Gene: DNAH12
Product: dynein axonemal heavy chain 12
Biological process (GO): microtubule-based movement
Cellular component (GO): dynein complex
Molecular function (GO): dynein intermediate chain binding; dynein light intermediate chain binding; ATP binding
Source: RefSeq, a predicted model, not a curated record
GUUCGUUGGAGACCCUGAGGGCUGGUGACAUCUCUACAUUUAUAUUCACGGAAUUUGUCACUUCAUAGAACUGCCACUGCUGACCUCUACAAAGCAAUAGACAUUUUAUCCACAUUGAAAACGGCCAACCUCUGGAUAUGGCGAUGGCAAACAAACUGAAGGCUGCCAAGCCUUCCAAGGAUGACUCGCUUGUGCUUCCUCACUUGCCUCCAAUUAUCCACCCGGACUCUGUGAUAUCGCGGGAGAUGACGCCCAAGCAGAGGAAGCUGCUGCAUCACCGGCGCAGUGAGAGCCAGAGGCGGCUGCUGCAGCAGAUUAUGUUGGCCGAUGCCCUAAAGGUUUAUGAGGGGACAUCAGAACACAACAGGCAAAGGGUUCCAUCUCCACCUGAGCCACAGCUGCCUUCUACGAUGAACAGCACGCAGAAAAAAACAAGGUUGAACUACCUAGCGCUCAAGCGACAGGUGGAGAGUGGGCCAGUGGCACCCAUGCCGCCUUCCUGGCAGGAGGCCAUGCUGUGCUUGGUGCCUGUUCCACUGAGGCAAGAGGAGCUGCUCAAGGAACUUUUGCAGGAGGUCGACGCUUCCUACCGGAGCAGCAUGCACAAGAGCAUGGUUCAAAACAUUUUGGUAAAACCUGACGUGAAGGGCCUCGAAAACGAAGACAUUUCUCCUCCACCUCGGGAGCCAGAGGGACUGGACUUCUCAAGCCCUUGGAGGGAUAGCUUUGAAGCAGCAAGGAAGGACAUUAAAGGAAACUUACAUAUCAUGCACUCGGCGUUGAGGAGCAUCCUUGACAUGGGACACACGGUGCUGUCCCAGACUCUGCUUCUCGACCUCUCCGGAUACCGGGCGAUGGGGCCUCUGGAGCUGACAACGUUUAGCAACAACGUGACGCUGCAACUGGAGAAGGGCGAGGAGAAGCUCAUGCACUCGUGGUUUCCCCGCGUCGUCAGCCUCUUCUCUGACAAGCACAAGAGCACGGAGGCAGACUCCACCGAGUCCUUCCACGGCUGCGUCUCCACGCUGCUCUCCAACCAGCUGAGGGACCUGAUUGUGCGCACGAUCGAGGCGUACGUGCGGCUCUUUGACCUCGCCGAUGGGCGAGCGCUGCCACAUUUCCGGGUGCAGCUGACCUUUGACGACGAGAGCAUGGAGUCGUACCCGAGCAGCGAGGACCUGCGCGGGGCCGUGCUCGCCGUGGCGGCUCAGAUCGGUCGCUCGCUGCAGGCUGUUCCCAUGGUGCAUGCUUGGCUGGCCGGCAGCAGCAGCCCUGAGACCAUCACGGUGCAGACCCCAGAGGAUGUGCUCACGCGUGCCUCAGCUGCACUCCUGCACGCAGUGCAGGCGAACAUGCAGGGCCCACAGGAACAUCUGCAGAGCUACAUUGACCGAUAUGGAUGGCUGGUGAAUGGAACUGCCAGGGAGCGGGUGCACACUUUUAUUUCAGAGGAUCGCUCCUUUGAUGAAUGUGCAACACUGGUGGAAGAGUUCCGGGCGCUGGUGCGUGAACUACAGGGCUUGCCCUCGGUGCUGCACUUCCCCAUGGUGCGGCUUGCGUGCAGCGAGCUCAAGCAGGGCCUGAUGGACAAGGCGCGUGGCUUCAUCAACCUGCUGCUGGAUAAGCUACUCAACCAGCACCGCGCCCAGAACGCAAUGAUUUGCCAGGAGUUUGAGGUAAUGCGGCAGCGCUGCCUCAAAGUGCCGGAGAACAGCGAGGAGAUGAUUGAGCUGGGCUCCUACGUGGACAACGCUCGCAGCAACGGCAUUGCGGUCCUCAACAACAAGAUUCAGGAGUGCUACAGGCGGAUGUCGUUCCUUCUUGAUGUCCACAUCCUGUCACCAGAGGACAUCGCCUUCAACUCCCAAGUGCUGUGUUGGCCCCGUGAGAUCGCCCCUGCAUUUGACCGCAAUGAGGAGCUGAUGGAGGUGGCUCAACGCAAGGGCGAGUCGGAGCUGCUGGCUCGCAGGGAGCGCCUCCUGCUGGAGCUGGACAAGCUGUCACGGCGCGUCGACGGAUUUGCCGAGUGCAGCGAGCUGGACAUGAUUGCACAGUAUGUCAGCGACAUGAGGAUGAUCAGCAAGCGGCUGCAGGACGCUGACGACACCAUUACAUUUAUUAACAAGGAGGAGGUUCUCUACAAGUGGGAGCUGACUUCCUACCCAGAGGUGGAUGCCAUCAGGACGAAGCUCGACCCCUUCCAGAAGCUUUUUACCCUCAUCCUGCGCUGGCAGCGAGCGGAGAAAAAGUGGAUGGACGGCUCGUUCCUUGAGCUCAAUGGUGAGACGAUGGCCACGGAGUUGGAGGAGUUCUUUCGAGAGAUGUACAAGCACCUCAAGUUCUUCCAGCAGCGGCAAAAGAAGGCAGAGCAGGAGCGCCAGCGAGACGCCCCGCGCAAAAAGCGCGGGGACAGUGCCGGGGCUGAGAUCGAGGAAGCUCAGGAGCAGUCCGAUCCGUCCGUGCAGAUGUGCAGCAACGUGCUGGGGCAUGUCAAGGAGUUUAAGGAACACACCCCCUUGGUGUCUGUCCUGUGCAACCCGGGCAUCAGGGAACGGCACUGGGUUCAGAUGUCAGAGGUCGUGGAAAACGACAUCACCCCCGAUUCGGGCACCACCCUGCGCAAGGUCCUCAAGCAGAACCUGAUCCCUUACCUCAACAAGUUUGAGCAAAUCAGCGCGGCAGCGAGCAAGGAAUACUCCCUGGAGAAGGCGCUGCACACAAUGGUGGAGAUAUGGGACAGCGUUACGUUCACCACGCUGCAGUACCGCGAGACCGGUGUCUGCAUCCUCUCGUCGGUCGACGAGAUUCAGAGCACACUCGACGAUCAGAUCGUCAAGACACAGACCAUGCGCGGCUCGGCCUUCAUCAAGCCCUUUGAGAAGGAGAUCAAGGCGUGGGAGGAGCGCCUCGUCCGCAUACAGGAGACGCUCGACGAGUGGCUCAAGGUGCAGGCGCAGUGGCUCUACCUGGAGCCCAUCUUCUCGUCGCAGGACAUCAUGCAGCAGAUGCCCGAGGAAGGCCGCCUCUUCCAGACGGUCGAUCGCAACUGGAGAGAGGUCAUGAAGUUCUGCAGCAGAGACCCGAAGGUGCUGGCUGCCACCUCCAUGACGGGCCUCCUAGACAAGCUGCAGAACUGCAAUGGCCUCCUGGAUAAAAUCAUGAAGGGCCUCAAUGCCUACCUGGAGAAGAAACGACUCUUUUUCCCAAGAUUCUUCUUCUUGUCAAACGACGAGAUGCUGGAGAUCCUGUCGGAGACGAAGGACCCACUGCGCGUGCAGCCGCACCUCAAGAAGUGCUUUGAGGGCAUCGCUCGCCUCGGGUUCCUGCCCAACCUGGACAUCGGCGCCAUGUUCAGCAGCGAGGGCGAGCGCGUCGAGCUGGUGGAGCGCGUGUCCACCAGUGAGGCGCGCGGCGCCGUGGAGAAGUGGCUGCUGCAGGUGGAAGAUGUGAUGCUGCGCAGCGUGCGUGACGUCAUUGUCCGCGCGCGCACGGCAUACGCCAACACCGAAAGAAAAGACUGGGUCCGUGAGUGGCCAGGCCAAGUGGUCAUCUGUGUCUCCCAGAUGUUCUGGACAACGGAAGUGCAUGAAGCCAUCAAGGAUGGCCCGCAGGGCCUGCGCGGAUACAGCGAGCGGCUGCAGGAUCAGCUGAAGGACAUCGUGGAGCUCGUGAGAGGAGACCUCUCCAAGCAGACGCGUGUCACGCUGGGCGCCCUGGUGACGAUCGACGUGCACGCGCGUGACGUCGUGUUAGACAUGAUUGACAAAGGGGUGUCGAAUGAGACCGACUUUCAGUGGUUAGCGCAACUGCGUUACUACUGGGAGAGUGAGCAGGUGCGCGUACGCAUCGUCAACUGUAACGUGAAGUACGCCUACGAAUACCUGGGGAACUCGCCUCGCCUCGUCAUCACGCCGCUCACCGACCGCUGCUACCGCACCCUGGUUGGCGCAUUCUAUCUGAACCUAGGAGGAGCCCCAGAGGGUCCGGCCGGCACUGGCAAAACGGAGACUACGAAGGACUUGGCUAAGGCUCUGGCCGUGCAGUGUGUGGUGUUCAACUGCUCCGAUGGGCUCGACUACCUGGCCAUGAGCAAGUUCUUCAAGGGCCUGGCAUCUUCAGGCGCAUGGGCCUGCUUUGACGAGUUCAACCGCAUCGAGCUGGAGGUGCUGUCCGUGGUGGCGCAGCAGAUUCUGUGCAUCCAGCGCGCCAUCCAGACCAAGAUGGUGACCUUUGCCUUUGAGGGCACGGAGCUGGUGCUCAACCCCAACUGCUUUGUGGCUAUAACCAUGAACCCAGGCUACGCUGGCCGUUCGGAGCUGCCCGACAACCUGAAGGUGCUGUUCCGCACAGUGGCCAUGAUGGUGCCGAACUAUGCUCUGAUCGCGGAGAUCUCGCUCUACUCGUACGGAUUUCUCAACGCCAAGCCGCUGUCGGUGAAGAUCGUCAUGACGUACCGCUUGUGCUCAGAGCAGCUGUCUUCGCAGUUCCACUACGACUACGGCAUGCGCGCGGUCAAGGCGGUGCUCAUAGCGGCCGGCAACCUCAAGCUCAAGUUCCCGAACGAGAACGAGGACAUCCUGUUGCUGCGAUCUAUCAAGGAUGUGAACGAGCCCAAGUUCUUGUCGCACGACAUCCCACUCUUCAAUGGCAUCACGAGUGACCUCUUCCCUGGCAUUACCCUUCCAGUUGCUGACUACACGCUGUUCCUCGAGGCUGCAAGAGAGUGCUGCAGCCGGCACAACGUGCAGCCCGUCAAGGUGUUCCUGGAAAAACUCAUCCAGACCUACGAGAUGAUGAUCGUGCGGCACGGCUUCAUGUUGGUGGGGGAGCCGUUUGCCGGCAAGACCAAGGUGCUGCAGGUGCUGGCGGACACGCUGACGCUGAUGAGCGAGCGUGGCCAGGGUGGCGAGGAGCGUGUGCAGUUGCGCACCGUCAACCCCAAGGCCAUCACCAUGGGCCAGCUGUUCGGCCAGUUUGACCCUGUGUCACAUGAGUGGACAGACGGAAUAGUGGCCAACACGUUCCGCGAGUUUGCGUCGUCAGACACGCCGGAUCGCAAGUGGGUGGUGUUUGACGGUCCCAUCGACACGCUGUGGAUUGAGAGCAUGAAUACGGUGCUCGACGACAACAAGAAGCUGUGUCUCAUGAGUGGAGAGAUCAUUCAGAUGUCACAACCAAUGAGCCUCAUCUUUGAGGCCAUGGACCUCUCGCAAGCCUCCCCGGCCACCGUGAGUCGGUGCGGCAUGAUCUACAUGGAGCCGUCGCAGCUGGGCUGGCAGCCGCUGGUGCAGUCGUGGCUUGGCACCCUUCCGCCAACCCUGCAGCAGGAGGACAACAGGGUCCUGCUGCAGGAGCUCUUCACCUGGCUGGUGGCGCCCUCCUUGCGAAUGGUCCGCAAGCAAUGCAAGGAGCUGGUGCAGACGUCGGAUGGGAACCUGGUGGUGUCCCUCACGCGCCUCUUUGAGAUGCUGCUGUGUGGCCUGCUCGGUCAGGAGUCGGACAGCAAGAACGUGCGCGUGUGGAUAAUGGCCAGCUUUGCUUUCUCGCUCGUGUGGUCGGUGGGAGCUUCGUGCGACUCUGAUGGUCGCGUCAAGUUUGACUCCUUCCUGAGGGAGUUGCUCGCGGGAAAGUCCAAGGAUCACCCGCUGCCUCCCACCGUCGGCAAGUGGGAGUGCCCGCUGGAGGAGAGAGGCCUGGUCUACGACUACAUGUAUGAGCUGAAAGGCCGUGGCCACUGGGUGCACUGGAACGAGCUGAUCAAAAACCCGCACUUGGGAGACAAAGGCACCAAGGUGCAGGACAUCAUCGUGCCCACCAUUGACACUGCGCGCUACACCUACCUCAUGGACCUCUGCAUUCAACACUCCAGGCCGUUGCUUUUUGUGGGCCCAACGGGCACGGGCAAGUCUGUGUACAUCAAGAACAAGCUGAUGAACAACUUGGACAAGGAGCGGUACCUGCCUUUCUUUGUCAACUUCUCAGCUCAGACGAGUGCCAACCAAACGCAGAACAUCAUCAUGUCGAAGCUUGACAAGCGCAGGAAGGGCGUGUUUGGCCCCCCAAUGGGCAAGCGCAGCGUGAUAUUCGUGGACGACAUGAACAUGCCGGCACUCGAGAAGUUCGGGGCUCAGCCGCCCAUUGAGCUGCUGCGGCAGUUCUUUGACCACGGCAAUUGGUAUGACCUCAAGGACACUUCCAAGAUCCGGCUUGAGGACCUGCAGCUGCUGGCAGCGAUGGGACCUCCUGGCGGCGGCCGCAAUGCCGUGACGGCGCGGUUCCUGCGACACUUCAACAUCUGCACCAUCAACAGCUUCAGCGACGAGACGAUGGUGCAUAUCUUCUCCAGCAUCAUGGCGUUUUACCUGCGCAACAACGACUUCCCUCCAGAGUUCUUCACUGUCGGGAACCAGAUCGUCAGCGCCACCCUGGAGGUGUACAAGAAGGCGAUGCAGAACCUGCUGCCCACGCCGACCAAGUCGCACUACACGUUCAACCUGCGAGACUUCUCGCGCGUCGUCCAGGGCGUGCUGCUGUUGCGGCGCGAGGCCGCGGACGGCCGCCGCUCCAUGCUGCGCCUCUUCGUGCACGAGGUUUACCGCGUCUUCCACGACCGCCUGGUGGAUGACCAGGACCGCCGCUGGCUCUAUGGCCUGAGCCGCGACCUCCUGCGCGACCACUUCAAGGAGAGCUUCGAUGCCGUCUUUGAGAACCUCAAGGAGGAGGGGCGGCCCCUCUGCCAAGAGGACAUGCGCAAGCUAAUGUUCGGGGACUACAUGAACCCUGACCUCAUGGAUGAAGAGCGACUAUACGCAGAGGUUCCCUCCGUUCAGCAGUUCAGCAGCGUUGUGGAGCAGUGCCUGGAGGAGUACAACCAGACGCACAAAAACCGCAUGAACCUCGUGAUAUUCGGCUAUGUCCUGGAGCACCUGUCGCGCAUCAGCCGCGUGCUCAAGCAGCCUGGGGGCCACGCGCUGCUCGUCGGGGUCGGCGGGAGCGGCCGCCAGUCGCUCACACGACUCGCCACGGCGAUGUCCGGCAUGGCGCUCUUCCAGCCAGAAAUCUCGAAGAGCUACGGGCACACCGAGUGGCGCGAGGACGUCAAGGCCCUGCUGAAGAGUGCCGGCGCCAAGGGACAGAAGACCGUGUUCCUCAUCACGGAUACGCAGAUCAAGCAGGAGUCUUUCCUGGAGGACAUCGAUAACCUCCUAAACACGGGCGAGGUGCCCAACCUCUUCGCAGCCGAUGAGCGCCAGGACAUCAUGGAGGCGGUGAGGCCGGUGGCUCAGGCCGGCAACAAGAAUGUUGAGCUCAGCCCCCUGGCCCUGUUCGCCUUCUUUGUGAACCGCUGCCGAGAGAACCUGCACGUGGUGGUGGCAUUCAGCCCCAUCGGGGACGCCUUCCGCACACGCCUGCGCCAGUUCCCCUCGCUCAUCAACUGCUGCACCAUUGACUGGUUCCAGCCAUGGCCGGAAGAUGCCCUGGAACGGGUGGCCAACAAGUUCCUGCAGACUCUGGAGCUGACUGAUCACGAGCGUACUGAGGUGGUGCCGAUCUGCAAGUUCUUCCACACGUCGGCUAUAGAGCUGUCGCAGUCGUUCCUACAGGAGCUGGGCCGGCACAACUACGUGACUCCCACGUCUUACCUGGAGCUGAUCGCCGCCUUCCGGCAGCUGCUGACGGAGCAGCGCGAUGCCGUCAUGAAGGCCAAGCUGCGCUACACGAACGGGCUGGACAAGCUCGCUUUUGCCGGCUCCCAGGUUUCUGAGAUGAAGAAGGAGCUGAUGGAUCUGCAGCCUCAGCUGGAAAAAGCCAAGAUUGAGAAUGCCAGCAUGAUGAAGGUCAUUGAGAAGGAGUCGGCUGAGGUGGAAGCCAAGAGCCGCGUGGUAAAGGCGGACGAGGAGGUGGCAACGGUGAAGGCGUCCGAGGCUCAGGCACUGAAGGACGAGUGUGAGAGCGAGCUCGCCGAGGCAAUCCCUGCCCUGGAGGCCGCCCUCUCCGCCCUCAAUACUCUCAAGCCGUCAGACAUCACCAUCGUGAAGUCCAUGAAGAACCCCCCAGCCGGCGUGAAGUUGGUGAUGUCGGCCGUGUGCGUCAUGAAGGAAAUCAAACCCGAGAAAGUGAACGACCCCAGCAACCCUGGGCAGAAGGUGUGGGACUUCUGGGGACCAAGCAAAAGACUUCUUGGAGACAUGAACUUCCUGGGUAUGCUGAAGGAAUACGAUAAGGACAACAUCCCGGUGGCAGUCAUGCAGAAGAUCCGUACAGAAUACAUCACCAACCCUGACUUUGAUCCAGCUAAGGUGGUUAAGGCCUCCUCUGCUGCUGAGGGCCUUUGCAAGUGGAUCCUGGCUAUGGAGGUGUAUGACAGGGUGGCGAAGGUUGUGGCGCCCAAGAAAAUUCGUUUGGCCGAGGCCGAGCAGUCGCUCGCCCAGACGAUGGCGCUGCUGGAGAGGAAGCGAGCCGAGCUCAAGGAGGUGGAGGACCGACUUGCCGCGUUGCAGAAGACCUUCGACGAAAAAACGGAGGAGAAGGUGCGCCUGGAGUUCCAGGUGGACCUCUGCGCCAAGAAGCUGGAGCGGGCGGAGAAGCUCAUAGGAGGGCUCGGCGGGGAGAAGUCCAGGUGGUCUAAAGCGGCGGAGGACCUACAGAACACGUACGACAACCUCACGGGGGACGUGCUCAUCUCAUCCGGGGUCAUCGCCUACCUCGGGGCCUUUACUGCCGCCUUCCGACAAGACUGCACGCGUCGCUGGACCCAGAUCUGCAAGGAGAAGAAGAUCCCAUGCUCCAAUGACUUCUCACUGAGCAAGACACUGGGGGAGCCCAUCAAGAUCCGCGCGUGGAACAUUGCGGGGCUGCCCACGGACAACUUCUCCAUCGACAACGGCGUCAUCGUUGACAACUCCAGACGCUGGCCUCUCAUGAUUGACCCCCAAGGCCAGGCAAACAAGUGGGUGAAGAACUCGGAGCGUGACAAUAAGCUGACGGUCAUCAAGCUCACAGAUGGCGACUACAUGCGCAGUCUGGAGAACUGCAUCCAGUUCGGGACGCCCGCGCUGCUGGAGAAUGUGGGACAGGAGCUGGACCCCUCGCUCGAACCGCUGCUGCUCAAGCAGACCUUCAAACAAGGCGGCGUGGACUGCAUCCGCCUGGGCGAGAGCAUCAUCGAGUACUCAAGCGACUUCCGCUUCUACAUGACAAGCAAGCUGCGCAACCCUCACUACCUGCCCGAGCUCGCCACCAAGGUGUCGCUGCUCAACUUCAUGAUCACCCCGGAGGGCCUGGAGGACCAGCUGCUGGGCAUUGUCGUUGCCAAGGAGAGACCGGAGCUGGAGGAGGAGAGGAACGCACUGAUCCUGCAGUCGGCUGCCAACAAGAAGCAGCUGAAGGACAUCGAAGAUCAGAUCCUAGAGACGCUGCAGUCGUCACAGGGAAACAUCCUGGAGGACGAGUCGGCGAUCACCAUCCUCGAUUCGGCCAAAGUCAUGUCCAACGAGAUCACAAAAAAGCAGCAGGUUGCGGAGAGGACAGAACUCAAGCUUGCAGAGUCUCGGGAGGGCUACAGACCCAUCGCUCGCCACUCUGCUGUCCUGUUCUUCAGCAUUGCUGACCUGGCCAAUAUUGACCCCAUGUACCAGUACUCCCUGGCUUGGUUCACCAACCUCUACAUCAUCUCCAUCCUGGACAGCAACAAGUCCAAGCUUCUGGACAAGCGCCUGCGAUACCUCAACGACCACUUCACCUACAACCUCUACUGCAACGUGUGCCGCUCGCUGUUUGAGAAGGACAAGCUGCUCUUCUCCUUCGUGCUCUGUGCUAAUCUUCUCAUUGCUCGUAAAGAGCUGGACAUGCAGGAGUUCCUCUUCCUGCUCACGGGGGGAGUGGGGCUGGAGAACAAGCGCAACAACCCUGACCCCACUUGGCUUCUGGACCGCAGCUGGGACGAGAUAUGUCGCAUGAGCGACAAUCCCAGCUUCCAGGGCUUCAGGGAGCACUUUGAGAGUGCAAUGGAGCAGUGGCGAGCGAUAUACGAGAGCAAAACUCCGCACAAUGCACCCUUCCCACAGCCUUGGGACACAAAGCUCAACAUCUUCCAGAAGAUGAUCGUCAUCCGGUGCCUCCGCCCAGACAAGGUCGUGCCGGCCAUCACGAGCUUUGUGACGGACAAGCUGGGCAAGAAGUUUGUGGAGCCGCCCCCAUUUGACCUGGUGAAGAGCUACGCUGACUCUAAUGCCGCCAUCCCCCUCGUCUUCGUGCUCUCGCCCGGCGCUGACCCCAUGGCCAGCUUGCUCAAGUUUGCCAACGACCGCAACUAUGGGGGAGACAAGUUCAACGCCAUCUCCCUGGGCCAGGGUCAGGGCCCCGUGGCGGCGCGCAUGAUUGAAGCAGCCAUGCGGACGGGCAAGUGGGUGUGCCUGCAGAACUGCCACCUGGCCGUGUCGUGGAUGCCCUCGCUUGAGAAGAUCUGCGAAGAUCUGAGCCCUGACAACUGCCAUCCAGACUUCCGGCUGUGGCUCACCAGCUACCCGUCGGACAAGUUUCCCGUGAGCAUCCUGCAGAACGGGGUCAAGAUGACCAACGAGCCUCCGACCGGAUUGCGCAUGAAUCUGCUGCAGUCGUACCUCAGCGAUCCCAUCUCAGACCCUGACUUCUUCAACAGCUGUCCUGGAAAAGAGCACGUGUGGCAGAAGCUGCUGUUCGGCGUGUGCUUCUUCCACGGGCUGGUGCAGGAGCGCAGAAAGUUUGGACCCCUCGGCUGGAACAUCCCAUACGGCUUCAACGAAUCCGACCUGCGCAUCAGCAUACGUCAGCUGCAGCUCUUUGUGACGGAGUACGAGCACGUGCCCUUCGAGGCCAUCUCUUACCUGACGGGCGAGUGCAACUAUGGCGGGCGCGUCACAGACGAUUGGGACCGCCGCUGCCUGCUCACCGUCCUGCAGGACUUCUACUCGCCGCAACUGCUGGAGGACGCCCACUACAACUUCUCGCCCAGCGGCCUCUACCGCGCGCCACCCAGGGGCACCUACGAAGACUGCAUUGAGUUCAUAAAGAAGCUGCCAUUCGCUCAGCAGCCCGAGGUGUUUGGGAUGCACGAGAACGUGGACGUCUCCAAGGACCUGCAGCAGACGCGGACGCUCUUCGACUCGCUCGUCCUCACGCAGGGCGGCGGGCGCAAGGGUGGCUCGGCCAGCAACACGGACGCCCUCCUGCAGGACAUCGCUGGAGACAUCCUCAGCAAACUGCCCAAGGACUUUGACAUUGAGGCCGGCCUGCAGAAGUUCCCCGUGCGCUACGAGGAGAGCAUGAACACCGUGCUGGUGCAGGAAAUGGAACGCUUCAACAACUUGAUCAGGACAAUCCGCAGCACGUUGCAGAACCUGCAGAAAGCCAUCAAGGGUCUGGUCGUCAUGAGCUCGGAGCUGGAGGCGCUGACCAGCAGCCUGAUGGUGGGGAAGGUCCCGGAGAGCUGGGCCAAGCGAUCGUAUCCAAGCCUCAAACCACUCGGCAAUUACAUCACCGACUUCCUCGCCCGCCUCAAGUUCCUGCAGGAUUGGUUUGACCACGGAAAGCCCCACGUCUUCUGGCUCUCCGGGUUCUUUUUCACGCAAGCCUUUCUGACGGGCGCCAUGCAGAACUACGCCAGGAAGCACACCAUCCCCAUCGACCUGCUGGGCUUCGAGUUUGAGGUCCUGGCUAAGGAUAGCAGUGAGGAUUCCCCGGAGGAUGGCGUUUACAUCAAUGGACUCUUUCUGGACGGAGCACGCUGGGACAGACGCAAGGGAAUCUUGGCCGAGCAGCACCCCAAGGUGCUGUUUGAUGCCAUGCCGGUCAUUUGGAUCAAACCAAGUAAAAAAUACAGCUCCAAGGAAGCGGACGACUACGUGUGUCCUCUGUACAAGACGAGCGAGCGACGAGGCACGCUGUCCACCACGGGGCACUCCACCAACUUUGUCAUCGGCAUGCGCUUGCUCACCGACCGCCACCCGCGCCACUGGAUCAAGCGCGGCGUGGCGCUGCUUUGUCAGCUGGACAGCUAGCCCAGCUGCCCCCCCACCAGCUCACCCACCAGCUCACCCACCAUCUCACCCCCAGCUCCCCCACCAGCUCACCCACCAUCUCACCCCCAGCUCCCCCACCAGCUCACCCACCAGCUCACCCACCAUCUCACCCCCAGCUCACCCACCAGCUCACCCACCAGCUCACCCACCAGCUCGCACCAGCUCCCACCAGCUCCCACCAGCUCCCCCACCAGCUCACCCACCAGCUCACCCACCAGCUCACCCACCAGCUCACCCACCAGCUCACCCCCAGCUCUCCCACCAGCUCACCCCCAGCUCCCCCACCAGCUCCCCCACCAGCUCACCCCCAGCUCCCCCACCAGCUCACCCACCAGCUCUCCCACCAGCUCACCCCCAGCUCACCCCCAGCUCUCCCACCAGCUCACCCACCAGCUCUCCCACCAGCUUACCCACCAGCUCACCCACCAGCUCACCCCCAG